This is a messenger RNA of Brassica oleracea var. oleracea, 858 nucleotides long. RefSeq lists its product as uncharacterized. The transcript is spliced from 2 exons. Bases 1 to 858 code for a protein of 285 amino acids. Lineage: Eukaryota; Viridiplantae; Streptophyta; Magnoliopsida; Brassicales; Brassicaceae. The record is from RefSeq and is a predicted model, not a curated record.
AUGUCUGCUGGUUACGGGACACAACAUAAUUGGCACAAGAAGAGUAUAUUUCGGGAACUUCCAUAUUGGAAGUAUCUACUUCUACUCCACAAUUUUGAUGAGAUGCAUAUAGAGAAGAACUUCUUUGACAACAUCAUCAAUACAUUGUUGAACGUCCACAGGAAGACAAAAGAUAACAAGAACUCAAGGUUGGAUUUGCCUGCAUUAUGUUCUAGGAUUGAGCUGCAUAUUAGAAACGAUGGGAAAAUUUCGGUUCCCAUUUUCAGAUUGUCAGCAGAAGCAAAAGCAGCGUUGUUCAAGUGGGUGGCAUCAAAUGUGAAGUUUUCUGAUGGAUAUGUUUCAAAUCUAUCAAGAUGUGUUGAUCAGCAGGGACAGAAGUUUUCAGAGAUGAAAAAGAUCAUCGAAGUGGAGUUCCCCGUCCUGGUGAAGCUGAAAUGCGUUCUCUUCAAAUGUGACUGGUUUGACCCCACCGUCAAUAGAGGUGUUCGGUAUAGCAAAUUUGGAGUUGUUGAUAUAAAUUCUACACGGAGGUACAACAAAUUUGAACCCUACAUAUUGGCAUCUCAAGCAGACCAAGUUUGUUUUAUUCCAUACCCGAGGAUCAGACAAUCUGGAAUAUCUUGGUUAGCCGCUAUAAAAGUUUCACCUCGGAGCCGCGUCUUGACAGAUGAACAACCGCCUUUACAAGAAGAUGCCGUAAAUGAAGUAGAAGUAUUUGAGCAAGCUACAAAUGAUAUCUUGCUUGUUGAUCCACACAACCAGGGAUAUGAAGAACUUCCAGACGAUGCAACAGAUGAAGCCAACGAAGAUGAAUUUGAAGAAAAUGAUGAAGUGGAUGAUGUUUCUGAUGAUGAGUGA